Molecule: messenger RNA, 8834 nt
Organism: Stylophora pistillata
Lineage: Eukaryota; Metazoa; Cnidaria; Anthozoa; Scleractinia; Pocilloporidae
Biological process (GO): establishment of meiotic spindle localization; spindle organization; mitotic cell cycle
Cellular component (GO): spindle pole
Molecular function (GO): calmodulin binding
Source: RefSeq, a predicted model, not a curated record
AAAGUUUUUGUCUUCGAAAUGUAGCCAACAUUUUGGGUUAAAGAAAGCGUUCUCUGUGACAAAAUAUUUAGAUUGAAACAAGAACUUCCUUGUAGCAUUUUCUAUCGGCGAUCUUUGCAGCCUUUUUAUUAACAACAUGAUGGAUCCGAGUCUAACACCCGUCCAAGAAAACUACCCACAGUUGCUGGUCAACAAAGUUGAUUCGAAACGUGCUCAAUGGUACAGUCCGUGCAAGAAUUUUCCUAAAUUACCUCUUUCUCCUGAACCUGAUCCACCGACUCUAAAAUUGACCCACUUUGCCGCGGUUCCUAAGAUAUCCUUUGGAACUGUGAAAGUCGGAAGCAGCAAAACAGAGCCGUUCGUGGUACAAAAUCCACAUCCAUCGAGCCAAAGUUUGGUCUUAGAGAAAUUUCCAAAGGACAAAGGUUUUACUCUAGAUCUGAAUGGAAAUGGCAUGGCCGAGGAUUCUGAGGGAAACUGUUUAUCGAUCCCACCAAAUGAAGAAACAUUUUUGUCGAUAAAAUGGGAGCCAAAGGAAAGUGGAAACUGUCGCGAGGUAAUCCUAUUCAAGUGGCAUAAUUCUCCUCGACUGCAAGUAGUAGUGUUUGGGACAGCUUUGGGUCCAAAGAAGAUAAAAUCAGCAACUAAAAAGAUCGUCAAGAAAUCCGGACCAAAAAAGAUCAGCAGAAAACCUCAAGAGAGCAAGAGAGUUGCCAGAGCUAUCCUUCAGCCAAGCCAAGUUCCAAAUACUCAUGAUUCAAAGGAAAAAAGGGUAACAGUCAUUCGCAAACUUGAUGGUGAAAACAUUGAUUAUGAGAAUGCACCUGUGGAAAAUUUGCCAGAAGAGAAUGAGCGACGUGAUACAUAUAGUGUCACAAACAAUGAAAAACUUGGACCACUCUGCAAGACUUCUCCAAGUAUAUUUACUUCAAAGCUUACAAAACCUGCAACAAAGCCAGUCAGUGGAAAAACAAAGAAAACAGCAGUACCAAAGAAAAUUUCUCCCAUCUCAGGACCAUUGAAAAAGAAGCCAAAAACUACAGUAAAAUUGAAAGUUGCAGCCAAGGGAGUUGCUCAAAGAAAAUUGCAGCUAGUUAAAACCCCCAAAACUAAGCUUCCGCGGCAUCCAAUGCCAUUCGCAGCAAAGAACAUGUAUUAUGAUGAGAGGUGGAUUGAGAAGCAAGAAGAAGGUUUCACUAAAUGGCUGAACUUUGUGCUGACACCACCUGACGUAACAGAUUCCGAAGUACAAGCUGAUGCCAGUAGAGGAAAUAUGAUCCUUGGAGGAACUCAAGACAUAAAGAAGUCUCAGCCUUUAGCCCCAACUAAAGAGGCCCUCUCCCUUAGGGCCUACACUGCUAGGCGUAAGAUGGCCCGUUUAAGAAGGUGUGCCUGUUUGUUGUACCAAUCAGAACCCUUGGGGUACAUAAUUAGAAAGAUUGAAGCCGAGGUGGAAAAUGGACGAUUUACCAUCAGACCAGACAAAAAGUUACAUGCAGAUUUAGGAAUCAAGAAGCAAGUUACUGACAUGAUCUUGUCUUACAACCCAUUAUGGCUGCGGAUUGGACUUGAGACCAUAUUUGGUGAAAUUCUCCCUAUCCACUCAAACGAUGACGUAAAUGGGCUGAGGCGUUUUAUCACAGACAGAUUACUUGGUAAUCCGGAUAUUGCCACUGCAUUUGCACAUCCACAGGUCCCAGGGUUGUAUCGAGAAGGUUACGUGGAGCAGCUGGGAAAGUUUACCCUAAAGAAGUUUCUCUUGUUGGUGUUGUUUUUGGAUCGUGCGAAAUUGACACGGCUUAUUGAUCAUGACCCGUGUCUCUUCAACAAGGAUGCUUCAUUCAAGUCAAACCGCAGUCUUCUACUAACGUUCUCCCGUGAGUAUCUUAAGGGAGAAGGUGACGUGACAAAGCACUUGAACUUCUUGGGUUAUUCCGUCACGCAUUCUCAGAGACCGAUCGACGAAGUGGAUUACGCUGUGAAGAACAUCGCGAUAGAUCUUAGAGACGGUCUGCGUCUAACGCGCGUGGUUGAGCUUUUGACCCAUAAUUGGCAGUUGUCAGCAAGUCUUCGUGUUCCAGCCAUUUCCAGAUUACAGAAAAUUCACAACGUGGACCUUUUUAUAAACGCAUUGAAACAAAGAGGCAUUCUUGUUGGAGGAAUUCAUGGUGGUGCCAUUGAUGCGCGCCAUAUCGUGGAUGGACACCGAGAGAAAACGCUUGCUUUGCUGUGGCAGAUUAUUUUUCACUUUCAGGUAAAUGUUCUUCUGAGCGAAAAACUUCUCAAGGAGGAAAUAGCUCAUUUAGAGAGUACCAGGCUUCUCCGCGAUCAGUUAACUGCCGCUGAGAACUGGAUUGAGGGAGACGAAGCAGAUUUCGUCGGAAAACGUCGGGACUCGUCAGACCUGUAUUUCCAGUCAGACCGGUUGCGCUUGCUUUUUAAAUGGUGCAAGAUGGUUUGCAGAUUGUACGGCUUGAAGAUCGAAAACUUCACUGUUUCAUUUUCGGAUGGUCGUGCUCUGUGCUACCUUCUCCAUUAUUAUCACCCCUCACUACUCCCCCGGUCACUUAUCAAAGAACAAACUAGUUUGACCCAUAAUCCGGGGGUACACGACACAAGUGACAGUGAGGGUGAGGAAGGAUUGGGAGUGAACUCAUGGACUGCAAUAUUCAGCCCGGGUUGUGGAACAAAUUCGUUUCUUGAGGAACUGAAAAACAAUGAGCGCGAAAACUUCCGUACAAUGGCAGAGAAGGUAAGAGAACUGGGUGGAGUUCCUUUGAUGACAAAGGCCUCCGACAUGUCUUACACAAUUCCUGAUGAGAAGGUUGUCAUUACUUAUGUAGCUUAUCUGUGUGCGCGGUUAUUGGAUCUACGCGAGGAGACGAAGGCUGCGCGCUGUAUUCAGAUGGCCUGGAGACGAUUUCGCCUUAAAAGGCGAUUGGAGCUGAAAAAGAAUGUUGCGAAGAUAGUUGUUUCUAUACAGGCAUGUGCCAGAGCCGCUAUGACGCGACGUAGAUUUCAAGCCAUGAGACAUUCUGCUGUUCUUGUUCAGUCCGUGUUUCGUGGUCACCUGGUUCGUCGACAACUUCGUGCUCAUCGCCAGGCUGUGAACUGCAUCCAGACCCGCUACCUGGCCUUCAAAAAAGGUCGAGAGGUCCUUGAAUGGUACAGAAGCCUCCGAAAAUCUGUUUUACGACUUCAGCGUAUUGUAUUGGCCAAUCAGAAGAAACGAAAAGGAAGGAGAGAUCGGGCUGCGAAAGUAGGACAGUCUGCUUGGAGAGGAUUUGCGGAGAGGAGGAAGUUUGUUGAGCAACGAGAGGCUUGUAUUCGGAUUCAAGCCUUCAUCAGAGGAGUCAUACAGCGUAGGCGAUUUUUGCUCCUUCGAAACUCGACUGUGCUUAUUCAGAGAAUCUUCAGGGCAUUGGUGAUUGAGAGAAAAGAAAGGAAACACUAUCUUCAUUUGAGGAAGUGCGUGAUUUUGCUACAAUCGUUAUACAGAGGUAUGUGCGAUCGAAAACGCGUGAAGCAAAUUCGUGCGGUUAUCACAAUUCAAAGCCAUGUGCGUGCGUGGCAAACUCGCACAAGAUUCGUGUCAAUGAAACAUGCAGCUACCAUGAUACAGGCUAACGUUAGAAUGUAUCAAACGCGAAAGAAGUUUGCGCGUGUGAAAAGUGCAACGAGAACUUUACAAGUCCAUAUCAGAGCAGCUCUCCUCGGACGGAAAGAAAAGAUCAGGUACAUGAAUCAAAAGUCUGCUUGCAUUAAGAUCCAGUCAUUAAUCAGAUGUGAUCAGCAAAGGAAGGUGUUUUUAAAGAAGAGAAAAGCCAUCGUAAUGAUUCAGUCCAUUGUCAGGAAGUGCCUCGCAAGGUCACGUUACGGAAAGUUGCUUUCAUCUACUGUGAAGAUCCAGAGAAGAUUUCGAGAAUUUCUUUAUGCGAAGAGUGUACAAAAGAAAUUUGUGCACAUGAAGCUAUCUGCAUUAAAGAUCCAGUCAUACUACAGAGGUUACAGGUGUAGGAAGGAGUUUACUCGAGUCAGGUUGGCCACCGUUACCCUUCAAUCACUAACGCGUCGUUUUCUAAGUAGAAAGAAGUUUUUGGCGCUAACACAUGCUGCUGUUGUGAUCCAGACGCACUACCGCGCUCUACAACAGGGACGCCGCCAGAGGGUCGAGUAUAACCGCAUCCUUGAUACUAUUGUUCAACUUCAGGCUUUAGUCCGGGGUAACAUUGGCCGUAGACGUCUCAUGGCCCAACACAGAUCAGCUACUCUGAUCCAGACUGUCUACAGAGGGUACGUUUCUCGCACUAGGUAUCGAUCAUCAAGACAGGCUGCUAUAAAUAUACAGCGUCGUUACCGUUCGCUUCUCCUUGGCCGCCAUGCUCGUUCCAAUUUCCAACGCCUCCAACUCGCAUCAAUGCAAAUACAAUCUUACUUCCGCGGAUUCCGAGCAAGGAAACAGGUCAAACGUCUGCGAAGUGCCGUGAAAAUUCAAGCUGCUUAUCGUGGAUACCAAUCCAGAAAGUCAUACAACAUUUCUCGUAACUGUAUUAUUCAUGCUCAAGCAUUUGCUCGUGGUUAUUUAACGAGGAAAUACUACUACGAGCUCAAGAAAGCCACUGUGAUGCUACAGAGUCGGUACCGUGCCCGCGUGAUUGGCAUGCGUCAGUAUGUUAAUUAUCACGUGCAACGCGGUGCCUGCAUCGUGAUACAAGCAGCUGCGCGUGGCUACCAUUAUCGUAAGAGAUACCUUGAAGUGAGGAACGCUGCGAUAGUCAUUCAACGAAAGUACAAAGCUACAGUUAACUGUAGGAGCCAACGGGAACGUUACCUUGCUAGUAGACGUGCAGCGAUUCAUCUCCAGGCUUGCGUGCGUGGAUGGCUAGACAGAAGACUGGCGCGAAGAGUUCGCGCGGCAAGAUUGAUCGAGGCGACAUUUAAGAUGCACAAAGCAAGGGAAGAGUUCCUCGCAUUUAGAAGAGCUGUUGUGAGAAUACAAGCUCAAACACGUAUGAUACAACAACGGCAGAGGUUCAUUAGCUUGAAAAAGGCAAGCCUUGUAAUUCAACGGAGGUAUAGGGCGACAAUUCUCUGCAAGCACGAUCAACUUGUGUUUCACUUCAUCCGCGGCGCAGUCAUCACUUUACAGAUGGCUAUAAGAGGAUACCUCGUGCGAACGAAGCUUCGCAACAUGAAUGAUGCCGCUGUGAAAAUCCAGGCUUGUUUUCGCGGGUUUCAGGCGUGGAGACGAUAUGAAGCUACUAAGAGAGCUGUGUUGAUUUUACAGCUGCGAUGGCGCGCUUGGCUUCUCGGUCGAGCAGUCGCACGGAAUUACAAUGCGUUAAAGUCGUCUUCUCUCAUAAUCCAAUCAAGUUAUCGCCAUUACAAGGUGCGACUUAAUUUGAAACGUAACCAGGCAGCAGUCAAGAUCCAAAGCGCCUAUCGCCGCUAUGUGUGUGCCUCCAAUUAUCUUCUCCAGAAGUCUUCUGUGGUUGUUAUCCAGGCAGAAGUAAGACGCUACUUUGCACGACGAUCCUAUCUAAACCUUCGUCACGCUGCAUCUAUGAUUCAGCGCCGAUUCCGGGCUCAGAGGGACAUGCAGGAGGCCAGACAGUGUUUCAUUCUCCAGAGGAAGGCAUGCAUUGUGUUGCAGACUUGGAUUAGAAAAUGGCAAUGCAGACGACGAUACAAUGCUAUCAGAUCAGCAGCAAUCACCAUCCAGCAACACUUCCGAGCUGGCGUUAAGUCUUAUACACAAAGAGAAGGUUUCUUGCAGCUGCGGGGCGCCGCUGUUGUCCUACAGUCUUACUGGAGAAUGUCCUCGGCCAGGAGAAAAUACAAGAGAGCUCAGGAUGCUGCCAUUAAGAUACAAGCUUUUGCGCGCAUGACGAAAGGAGUUCGGGCUUAUCAAAAGCUCAAGAAUGCCACCAUUUCAUUACAGAAGAUUUACAAAGCUAAUCACCUUUGCAAAAGGCAGCGUCAAAGUUACGAAAUGAUGCGUCUUGGCGCUAUCGUCAUACAAUCGCAUCUGCGUGGAUUUAGAGCAAGACAGCGUGUUGCUGAAAUGCUGCUAGAGAAACAGAGACGGCGAACAGCUGCCCUGAAGAUUCAGCGGUACUACCGUGGAUUUCGCCUCAUGGAGAAAACUCACUUUACCUAUCACGUGACCCGUGGUGCAAUCAUCACUUUGCAGUCUGCUUUCCGCAUGGUUCGUGCGCAGAAAUUGGCACGCAGGCUCAGAGCUGUUGUUAAGAUACAGGCAGCAUAUCGUGGAACAGUCAAACGUAGAAAUUUCUUGAGCGUAAGGGAAGUUGUUUGCAGACUGCAGGCAACAGUGCGUCGCAAUCAAACCAGAAAGCAAUUUGUAAGAACACGAAAAUCAACCGUUGCAAUUCAACAACGGUACAGAGCACAAGUAGCAAUGAGGAAGAUCUCUGCAGAGUAUGAGUGCCUCAGACGCUCUAUAGUCCUUAUUCAGUUGUAUUACAGAGGUUACUGUCAGCGGAAGUCUUAUCUUUGUGACCGACAAAAGGUAGUGCUGGUUCAGUCUUUGGUACGGAUGCAUCUACAAAGGACGAAGUUUCUUCAUAAGCGCACGGCAGUCAUUGUCAUUCAAUGUCGGUAUCGAUCGUUCAUCAUCGGCCAGGGCGUCCGUCUGAGAUUCCAUCUGAUGAAAUGGGCAGUCACUAGAAUCCAGAGCUUUUACCGAGGUUGCCUAGUAAGAGCUGAAGUGAAGAAACUGAGAUCAGCCAUACUUAUUCAGUCUCAUGCACGAGGAAUGAUACAGAGGCAGAAAUACUACCACGCUAAACAUGUCGUGAUCAGAAUACAAGCCUUGACAAGGGCCUGGUACUAUCGGAAGAGUUACUUAAAACUUAAAGCCGCCACAGUCUUUCUGCAAAGAAAAGUGCGAGCCCAAAUUGCCUCACGAAAGGAAAGAAGAGAAUUUCAAGAAAUCAAACGUGCAGCAGUUACUCUUCAAUCCUUUUACCGAGGCCGGAAGGCUCGCUACACUGUUCGUCAACUGAAGGCUGUGAUUCAGAUUCAGAGAUGGUUCCGGGGUAUUUUGGCAGGAAGAACAACCCGUGAAGAAUAUGAAAGACUCAAGGAUGCUACUGUCAUAUUGCAGGCAGCUUUCCGUGGAUACCGCGUGCGGAUGGCCGCUCGUAAAAUGUUCGCUGCUCGUGUCAUUCAGGCAGCUUUCAGAGGAUUUAUCACAAGAAGGAAGAUAAAAUUUCAGAAGGCGCAGCGUUUGGUACAGUUAAACAAGUUUGCGUCAGUUACAUAUCUUCAUCUGAAAGCCAUCAAAAUCCAGCGGUGUUAUCGGCGAGCACGCGCGAUAGCCGUGGCAAAAGCGCGUAUGGAUGCUGUUCUUUUAAUCCAGUGUUGGUGGCGGGGUGUACUCGAACAUCGGAGGUUUACCACUCUUCGCUCAGCCGCGGUUAUUGUACAGAGAGCAGCGCGGAGGAAACUGGUGACGAAAAACAAAAGCGCAGUGAAGAUCCAGUCCCUUAUCAGAGGCGUUUUGGCAAGGAAUCAUUUACGAAAACUUCAGAAAUAUGCGCUGAGAAUACAGGCUUUGUGGCGAGGCUACCGAGUUCGGCGUGAAGAGUCAUCCCUAAAGGUUAAAAGAGCGCGAAAGCGGAUCAAGUCCGCAAAUGCCGCAGCAACUGAAUCAAUGAAGCUUUGUAACCGUACAAGGUCCGCCCUUGACUUCCUACUGCAGUGUAAGAACAUCAGCAAGAUAGUGGGGGCGCUUGUCAACCUGGAGGUUGUAACUCGUCUGUCAGAGGUUUGCUGCCAGCAGGUGGUGAAAGAUGGUGCACUGCCUGUUAUAUUCAAAGUAAUCAAGAAGUGCAACCGCAGUUUACCUCACUUAGAAGUCAUUAAAUAUUCCAUAUCAAUACUAUUUAAUGUGGCAAAGUACCCGUCAGUUUACUAUGCUGUUUAUGAGCAACCAGAUUCCAUCGAAACCUUGGUUGAGCUACUAGCAAACUUCCGAGACAAAACUGCCCUCUUCGCUAAAACUUGCUGCCUUCUUGUUGUCUUAUGCCGAGACUCAUCCAUCACUCAACAUAUUCUCAACAUGGCAAAGACUAUAGAAGACAUCAAGAGUGUUCACAAGAUAGCGGAACGAAAUCACAGACUGGAAGCUAAGCGAAACAAGGUUAACGAGAAGAGCGCCUGCCAGUUUGCCCCACCCACGCCUUAUAAAGGAAAGAAAUCGAAUCCAGUAAAAUGGCAACGACGGCUGGAUAUGGUCCAGGAUCCUUUGGAAGCCGUAAGACUGCUCGUGAGGAAACUGGGCCUAGCUGGGUUUGAUGAAUGAGAAAUUCCUUUGUUUUUAACCCACCAUUUUUAAUUCGUUACUUUAAAUUAAGAAAACACCCGUUUUAUUUCAUUUAUCUGUAUAUAGCGUGCGUUCAGUUUUAGCGCACUUUAAACUGCGAGCAUUUACGUCAUAUUCGCACAUGAUGCGCGGUGACUCUUGAGAUGGGCCUUUUAUUUUCAACAUCCGCGUUUUAUCUGCUGUUUAAACAAUCUCACUAACUGGGUACAUUUUUAAAAGGUCGCACGUCUUCUUGAAAGCCGCAAUGGAUAAUUGCAUUUAAAAACAUUGUAGCUAGCAAAAUAUUUAAAGCUAUGUAGUAAUGUUAAAAUUGUAGUUCUUAGUUCAUAGAAAACAAAGCUAAGAAUCAUGAUGGGACACUUCACGCUCUGCUUCAUGAAAUGAGACAGUUUUAUUCCUACUCAUUAACAUCAUUCAGUUGUACUUGGUCAUCUCUUCUGAAAAUACAAUUACCCUGAAGAGAGUAAAACUACCAUGCACAUUC